Messenger RNA from Marmota monax (woodchuck), 1037 nucleotides. It is a transcript of the gene Kcnmb4, whose product is annotated as potassium calcium-activated channel subfamily M regulatory beta subunit 4. Gene Ontology annotation, molecular function: calcium-activated potassium channel activity; potassium channel regulator activity. NCBI's taxonomy places the organism in Eukaryota, Metazoa, Chordata, Mammalia, Rodentia, Sciuridae. Gene Ontology annotation, biological process: potassium ion transport; detection of calcium ion. Gene Ontology annotation, cellular component: voltage-gated potassium channel complex; membrane. Bases 41 to 673 code for a protein of 210 amino acids. The transcript is spliced from 3 exons. The record is from RefSeq and is a predicted model, not a curated record.
GGGGCGGGGGGAGCGCGCCAGCCGCCGAGCGUGGGGGGCGAUGGCGAAGCUCCGGGUGGCUUACGAGUACACGGAAGCCGAGGACAAGAGCAUCCGGCUCGGCUUGUUUCUCAUUAUCUCCGGCGUCGUGUCGCUCUUCAUCUUUGGCUUCUGCUGGCUCAGUCCCGCGCUGCAGGAUCUGCAAGCCACGGCCGCCAACUGCACGGUGCUGUCGGUGCAGCAGAUCAGCGAGGUGUUCGAGUGCACCUUCACCUGUGGCGCCGACUGCAGGGGCACCUCGCAAUACCCCUGCGUCCAGGUCUACGUGAACAACUCGGAAUCCAACUCCAGGGCGCUACUGCACAGCGACGAGCAUCAGCUCCUUACCAACCCCAAGUGCUCCUAUAUUCCUCCCUGUAAGAGAGAAAAUCAGAAGAACUUGGAAAGUGUCAUGAAUUGGCAACAGUACUGGAAAGAUGAGAUUGGUUCCCAGCCAUUUACUUGCUAUUUUAACCAAUAUCAAAGACCAGAUGACGUGCUCCUGCAUCGUACGCAUGAUGAGAUUGUCCUCCUGCACUGCUUCCUCUGGCCCCUAGUGACAUUUGUGGUGGGCGUUCUCAUUGUGGUUCUAACCAUCUGUGCCAAGAGCCUGGCAGUCAAGGCAGAAGCCAUGAAGAAGCGCAAGUUCUCUUAAAUGGGAUAGCCUUAUGGGAAGCAAAGCACAGAAGCUGCACGCCUGGGCACAUGUCCACCUGCAGAGCCCGUGUUUCCUGGAGCAGGAGAUGGAAGGGGCCGAGACAGGUCUCCGAGAGCCUCCUCCCUCAGUGGCAGCAGAAACAGGCACAACUGGAAGACUUGGAACCUCAUAGCUUAUAUUCCAUGUGUCGUAGCAAUGGCUAAAGGGUCAAGCUCUUAGCUAUAUGGAGUAACUGUUUCAGAAAACCCUAUAAGAAGUUGAUUUUCUUUGGAAAGUAACAGUAUAUUAUUUGUAUAGUGUAGUAUACAAACCAUUAUGAUUUAUGCUACUUAAGAAUAUUAAAAUAAGAGUGGUCUGUGUA